AUGAGAAAUAGAAAUGUAAUUUGCUCACCAUUUCUUGAUAGCUUUUUAGAGGAAUUUUUACUGAUUUUUUAUUUGACUGUAAAAUUAGUUUUUAUUUAUGUUUUUAUUUAAAAAAAAUAAUUAAAAAUGAUAAUAAAAUUGUAUAAAAGUAGAGGACUUCUUCAUUAUUAAUGCACAAUCUAAGUUUUAGUUAGGUAACUCAAACAGUAGUCGCGGAAUCAUAAGACACGAAUUUAUUUCUAUCAAAUAAUUCUUAUGCAUAUUUAUUUAUUUAUUUUGUUUGUUUGUUUAUUUAUUUAUUGA
Molecule: messenger RNA, 303 nt
Organism: Tetrahymena thermophila SB210
Lineage: Eukaryota; Ciliophora; Oligohymenophorea; Hymenostomatida; Tetrahymenidae
Product: transmembrane protein, putative
Exons: 2
Source: RefSeq, a predicted model, not a curated record